Chiloscyllium plagiosum (whitespotted bambooshark) is the source of this 2529-nucleotide messenger RNA. NCBI's taxonomy places the organism in Eukaryota, Metazoa, Chordata, Chondrichthyes, Orectolobiformes, Hemiscylliidae. The record is from RefSeq and is a predicted model, not a curated record.
AUGACUGUGAUCCUGAUAUUGAUCGUGGUCCAUGAUUCCCGUGUUAAUCCUGAUCUGGGUGUUGAUCCUAAUCCCAGUCCCUGUGAUCCAGGUGUUGAUUUUGAUCCUGGUAUCUCUAAUCCCAGGCUCUCUAAUCCCGGUAUUGAUCCUGAUCCUGGUUCCUCUGAUCCCAGUGUUGAUCCUGAUACCGGUCUCUCAAAUCCCAGUCUCUCUGAUGCCAGUCUCUCUAAUCCCGGUAUUGAUCCUGAUCCUGGUCCCUCUGAUCCCGGUGUUGAUCCUGAUCCUGGUCUCUCUAAUCCCGAUGUUGAUCCUGAUCCUGGUCCCUAUCCCGGUUCCUGUGAUCCCAGUCCCUCUGAUCCCUGUGUUGAUCCUGAUCCCAGUCUCUCCGAUCCCGGAGUUGAUCCUGAUCCCGGUUUCUCUGAUCCCAGUCCCUGUGAUCCCGGUGUUGAUCCUGAUCCCAGUCUCUCUGAUUCCGGUCCCUGUAAUCCCGGUGUUGAUCCUGAUCCCGGUCUCUCUGAUCACAGUCCCAGUAAUCCCGAUGUUGAUCUUGAUCCCAGUCUCUCUGAUCCCGGUCCCUGUGAUCCCGCUGUUGAUCCCGAUCCCAGUCUCUCUGAUCCCGAUUCAAGUCUCUCUGAUCCCACUCCCUAUGAUCCCGGAGUUGAUCCUGAUCCCAGUCUCUCUGAUCCCGGUGUUGAUCCUGGUCCCAGUCUGUGUGAUCCCGAGGUUGAUCCUGAUCCCAGUAUCUCCGAUCCCGGUGUUGAUCCUGUUCCCAGUCUCUGUGAUCCCGGGGUUAAUCCUGAUCCCAGUCUCUCUGAUCCCAGUUUCUGGGAUCCCGGUGUUGAUCCUGUUCCCAGUCUCUGUGAUCCCGGUGUUGAUCCUGUUCCCAGUCUCUGUGAUCCCGGGGUUGAUCCUGUUCCCAGUCUCUGUGAUCCCGGGGUUGAUCCUGAUCCCAGUCUCUCUGAUCCCGUUGUUGAUCCUGAUCCCGGUGUUGAUCCUGAUCCCAGUCUCUCUGUUCCCAGUCUCUGUGAUCCCAGUGUUGAUCCUGUUCCCAGUCUCUGUGAUCCCGGGGUUGAUCCUGAUCCCAGUCUCUCUGAUCCCGGUGUUGAUCCUGUUCCCAGUCUCUUUGUUCCCGGUGUUGAUCCUGUUCCCAGUCUCUCUGAUCCCGGUGUUGAUCCUGAUCCCGGUUUUGAUCCUGAACCCAGUCUCUCUGUUUCCAGUCUCAGUGAUCCCGGUGUUGAUCCUGAUCCCAGUCUCUCUGAUCCCAGUCUCUCUGAUCCCGGUAUUGAUCCUGUUCCCAGUCUCUCUGAUCCUGGUGUUGAUCCUGAUCCCAGUCUCUCUGUUCCCAGUCUCUCUGAUCCCGGUGUUGAUCCUGAUCCCAUCUCUCUGUUCUCAGCCUCUCCGAUCCCGGUUCUCUCUGAUCCCGGUGUUGAUCCUGAUCCCAGUCUCUCUGUUCCCAGUCUCUCCGAUCCCGGUGUUGAUCCUGUUCCCAGUCUCUGUGAUCCCAGUGUUGAUCCUGAUCCCAGUCUCUGUGAUCCCGGUGCUGAUCCUGUUCCCAAUCUCUCUGAUCCCAGUGUUGAUCCUGAUCCCGGUGUUGAUCCUGAUCCCAGUCUCUCUGAUCCCAGUCUCUCUGAUCCCGGUGUUGAUCCUGAUCCCGGUGUUGAUCCUGAUCCCGGUCUUUCUGUUCCGAGUCUCUCCGAUCCCGGUGUUGAUCCUGUUCCCAGUCUCUCUGAUCCCGUUGUUCAUCCUGAUCCCAGUCUCUGUGAUCCCGGUGUUGAUCCUGUUCCCAGUCUCUCUGUUCCCAGCCUCUCCGAUCCUGGUGUUGAUCCUGAUCCCAGUCUCUCUGUUCCCAGCCUCUCCGAUCCCGGUGUUGAUCCUGAUCCCAGUCUCUGUGAUCCCGGUGUUGAUCCUGAUCCCGGUGUUGAUCCUGUUCCCAGUCUCUCUGAUCCCGGUGUUGAUUCUGAUCCCAGCCUCUCUGAUCCCGGUGUUGAUCCUGUUCCCAGUCUCACUGAUCCCGGUGUUGAUCCUGAUCCCGGUUUUGAUCCAGAUCCCAGCCUCACAGAUCCUGGUGUUGAUCCUGAUCCCAGUCUCUGUGAUCCCGGUGUUGAUCCUGAUCCCAGCCUCUCCGAUCCUGGUGUUGAUCCUGAUCCCAGUCUCUCUGUUCCCAGUCUCUGUGAUCCCGGUGUUGAUCCUGAUCCCAGCCUCUCCGAUCCCGGUGUUGAUCCUGAUCCCAGUCUCUGUGAUCCCGGUGUUGAUCCUGAUUCCAGCCUCUCCGAUCCCGGUGUUGAUCCUGAUCCCAGUCUCUGUGAUCCCGGUGUUGAUCCUGAUCCCGGUGUUGAUCCUGUUCCCAGUCUCUCCGAUCCUGGUGUUGAUCCUGAUCCCAGUCUCUCCGAUCCCGGUGUUGAUCCUGAUCCCAGUCUCUGUGAUCCCGGUGUUGAUCCUGUUCCCAGUCUCUCCGAUCCCGGUGUUGAUCCUGAUCCCGGCCUCCCUCCUCCCCCAGUGGGAGGGUUCCCGCUCUGUUUCCGGGGUUAG